This is a messenger RNA of Thalassophryne amazonica, 1444 nucleotides long. RefSeq names its product gastrulation brain homeobox 1 (gene gbx1). Gene Ontology annotation, cellular component: nucleus. The transcript has 2 exons. The coding region runs from base 98 to 1063 and encodes 321 amino acids. Gene Ontology annotation, biological process: regulation of transcription by RNA polymerase II; regulation of nervous system development. The record is from RefSeq and is a predicted model, not a curated record. NCBI's taxonomy places the organism in Eukaryota, Metazoa, Chordata, Actinopteri, Batrachoidiformes, Batrachoididae. Gene Ontology annotation, molecular function: DNA-binding transcription factor activity, RNA polymerase II-specific; RNA polymerase II transcription regulatory region sequence-specific DNA binding.
GCAUUGAAAGUUUCACCGGCGGAGAGGACUGGACACCUGAUUUCGAGUUUCCACACGCCCCCCUCCUCCACCAAAAACAAACAAAAAAAGGUGCAAAAUGCAGAGACCAGGCGGCCAGGGGACUGCGUUUUCUAUCGAUUCCCUGAUCGGGACCCCGCAGCCCAGACCAGGACACCUACUGUACACGGGCUACCCCAUGUUUAUGCCCUACAGACCUCUGGUUAUCCCACAAGCUUUAUCCCAUUCGCCUUUAUCCUCCGGUAUUCCUCCGCUCGCGCCUUUGGCUUCUUUUGCGGGACGUCUCACCAACACGUUCUGCGCCAGUUUGGGGCAGGGAGUGCCAUCCAUGGUUGCGCUCACCACCACGAUGCCAAGUUUCUCAGAUCCACCGGACAGUUUCUACCCGCCUCAAGAACUGCCCGGUCCGCGUUUGAGCGCUGCAGACCCGGGAGCGCGAAGGCAGGACAGCCCGCACUCCGAGGAGCUCCACGGCCGGGACAAGAGCUCAGAACUGCUCAACUUUUCGGAAACUUUUCAAACGAUAUCAGGUGAGACCAAACUGUACAGUUCAGAUGACGAGAAGCUGGAGCUAAAAUCCGCGGACACGGCGUGCAGCGACCGGGAGGACAGCUCGGCGGACAGCGAGAACGAAAGUUUCUCGGACGGCAACAACUGCGGCUCGCUGAGCCAGAAGAGCAAACUGAAGGGCGGCUCCGCCGAGCCGCUGCCCGCCGGCGGCUCGGCUGGGAAGAGCCGGCGGAGACGGACAGCUUUCACCAGCGAGCAGCUGCUCGAACUGGAAAAGGAGUUUCACUGUAAAAAGUACCUGUCGCUCACCGAACGCUCGCAGAUCGCGCACGCACUCAAAUUGAGCGAGGUGCAGGUGAAGAUCUGGUUCCAGAACCGGCGCGCCAAAUGGAAACGGAUCAAAGCGGGAAACGUCAACAACCGCUCGGGGGAACCGGUGAGAAACCCCAAAAUCGUGGUGCCUAUCCCCGUGCACGUCAACAGGUUCGCCGUGAGGAGUCAGCACCAGCAAAUCGAACAGGGGAGCAGGCCGUGAACGCAGCACGAACCGUUCCUGGUUUGGUGAUGCGCAAAAAAAAGGAGGAUCCGGUUCUUUUUCAGACUGAACGCACAGAGAAGCAAAACCUCACCGGGAUUAUCUCGUUUGGCAACACGCUGUGGUUUUUAUUUAUUCUUUUGUUAAUAUGUAAAUAUAAAUGGGCACUAUGAGAUGAAACUGUAAAGAUUUUUUAAGUAUUUAUAUGUAGGCUGAAAUGUUUUUUGUUUGUUUUUGUUUUUUUCCCCCCAUUUUGCUGCAUGACCUUAACUCAUUUGGUGAAUAAUUUUUGUGUUUGUUGACCUCAUUUGCAUGUCACUGAAGAGAUUUUGUUUGUCAGAACCUCAUUUGACAACUAUUUGUGAACAACAAAUAAAUAAA